Molecule: messenger RNA, 2201 nt
Organism: Colletes gigas
Lineage: Eukaryota; Metazoa; Arthropoda; Insecta; Hymenoptera; Colletidae
Product: phosphatidylserine lipase ABHD16A
Exons: 11
Coding region: 63-1703 (546 amino acids)
Biological process (GO): phosphatidylserine catabolic process; monoacylglycerol catabolic process
Cellular component (GO): endomembrane system
Molecular function (GO): monoacylglycerol lipase activity; glycerophospholipase activity
Source: RefSeq, a predicted model, not a curated record
UAGUAUUUUGCAUUGGUAAUUUGGAUCGUGGAUUCGAUCGGAGUAUACGAAACAAGUCCGAAAUGUCGUUAAUUAGUACACUUUGGAAAUGUGCAUUCAGUCCUCGGCUUUUUAAGAUUUACGAGAUAACGCGAAUCGGUCAUUUGAUAGACAAAUCGUACGAGCCGAAAAGCUUGGAACGAUGGGGCGAUCAAAUCGUAAUUUGCUUUGCAGCGAUCUGGACUAUUAGUUUAUACACAACACCACUUGUUGCUCCUGUCUUCUAUCAACGCGGCAGUUGCUUGGUAGACAAUGUAUACUUUUUGACCAAAGUGGCAGCCGGUGCCAGUGUAAUUUUGCUGGCAUCUUUGGCUGUACGCAGUUGCUCGAGAGCAAGCAAUCCUACGUAUUUGAAAUUUUUGAAGACAUUGAACGAUGCGACCAUGCACUAUAAUUCAGAAACGAAACAGGAACUUCAUAAAUACGAGUUUGAGUUCUGGGCAUGGCCGAUAGAUUUUAAGAUUACCGACGUAGAUGGAGACAAGCCUAGGGAGAAGCUAACGUUAGAAAAAAUUGCAGCGUCCAGUGGUCGUGUAAAAAGGCAAACUAGUAAGGAAUUUAUAUUCACGUUGCCUUGUAAAUUAUUAUCAUGCAUCGUAGCUCACACGUUCGCUAUUAACAUGAUAUAUCCUGGAGGUGUAUCAAUUAUCAACUGGACAUUUCGCUCUAUGCUUUUGAAAGGAAGGACAGAUCUAAUAAAACAAGGAGGAGAAAGAUACAAACUGUUGACCGUGGAUAAUAAUCAAAUCGACACUAUAUUCGUUGACCGACGUAACAAAACAACGGAAGGAAAUAUAUUGGUCAUUACAUGCGAAGGAAACUGCGGCUAUUACGAAACCGGUAUUAUAUCGACUCCGUUGUAUAAAGGAUAUUCUGUACUGGGUUGGAAUCAUCCAGGUUUUGGUGGCAGUACUGGUGCCCCGUAUCCUCUCCAAGAAGAGAAUGCUAUCGAUUGUGUAAUGCGUUUUGCGAUCGAUCAGUUAAUGUUUUCUGAGGAACAAAUAAUACUUUAUGGUUGGAGCAUUGGCGGAUAUACUGCUACCUGGGCUGCUAUGAACUAUCCUUCGAUUCAAAGUCUAGUAUUAGACGCCACGUUCGAUGAUGUACUUCCAUUAGCUAUUACGACAAUGUCCUCGUGGUUAGAAGGCUUAGUUCGAAACAUUAUCAAAGAUUAUUUCAAUUUGAACAUCGCAGAGCAGUUGAACAGGUACAAUGGUCCUAUAUUACUUAUACGUAGAACAGAGGACGAAGUAGUGUGUAUCCCUAGCAACACAUUGACAGGGAAUCGCGGUAAUGUGUUGCUGCACAAAGUCUUGAUAAGACGUUAUCCGUACCUUUUCUCGGAAACAUCAGAAUGCGGCGUACUUUUAACAAGAUUUCUGUCCGUUCAGCCUUCUUCCAGGAAAUCGAUAAUGGAAGCGGUACAGGUCGACGAACGGCACUGCUUAGAAUUAAUUGCGAAUGAUAUAGAAAAAAAUAAUGGUACCGUAACUUAUCCCUCGACUCUCGGACGAGACAGUGAUUCUAAAACCAAACAACAGCUUGUUCUAUUCCUUGCGACAAUGUACAUGAAAGAUCAACCGUCAACGCACUGUGCGCCAUUGGCGGUAGAUUUGUUUAAUCCAGGUUGGGACUCGGCAUCUGCGUUGCACAUAAAACAAUGAAAGAGAAAUUCCAUGAUAUCGUAAUUGACCAAUUACUAGGAGCUUCGUUCAAUUCUUAUUUUUACGGUAGGACAAAUUUUCCAAUAGUCAUAAUAAUUUUAAAUGCAUUUGAUGUUAGGUUCUACGAAUAAGCGUUAUUUAUUUUAUACAAAUUUCAGUCUGUUUUUCGCGUUCGAAAUCCAUAAAAAUACAAAAUUUAAAUACGAUUUUUAUAUUCGCGCUCUAGUCCAGUGCAAUCGUGGCACAUGCGGUUUGGAAACCAAUUGUAUCCUCAGUAACAAAGAAAAGUACAGUAUACGCGUUGCAACACGAUCAUACGUUUAUGAUCCGAAACUCUUUUUAAAAUGUAAUGCAAUAAACGUGGCAUUUCGACAGUAUAUAAAUAAAACAUUUUUAUUUUUCAAAUGUUUAUAAUUAAUUAAAAUCUAUUAAUUUAAGAAAAUUUUUUUUAGAAAUUGUUGUAAAGUACAAAAUUCGCACUAAACUCUUAACAAUUGA